Molecule: messenger RNA, 2832 nt
Organism: Haliotis rufescens (red abalone)
Lineage: Eukaryota; Metazoa; Mollusca; Gastropoda; Lepetellida; Haliotidae
Product: adenosine kinase-like
Exons: 11
Coding region: 18-1169 (383 amino acids)
Biological process (GO): purine ribonucleoside salvage
Cellular component (GO): cytosol; nucleus
Molecular function (GO): adenosine kinase activity
Source: RefSeq, a predicted model, not a curated record
AGGUAGGAUCGAAUAUCAUGUAUUGUAGAGGGCACUACGUAAGGUAUUCACCGGUUGACAAAAUGGAGAAUAAGCGCGGAAUCGACGAAACGGAAGGAAAAGAAACUCCUUCUGAUGUCAAGAAGCAGAAAACAAUUUCAACAAACAUUGAAGGCGUUCUCCUUGGCUACGGCAACCCUCUCCUGGAUAUCUCUGUCAAUGCCACAGAGGAAUUCCUUAAAAAAUAUGACCUUGAGGCCAACAAUGCAAUCCUGGCCGAUGACAAGCACAAGCCCAUAUACGAUGACAUGUUGGCUACCUUCAAGGAUCAGGUAGACUUUGUCCCAGGUGGCGCCACUCUCAACGCCCUGCGUGUAGCUCAGUGGCUACUUGGCACACGCAACUCAGUCACAUUUUUCGGCUGCGUCAGUAAAGACAAGUACGGGGACAUCCUGCAGCAGAAGGCCCAGGAGGCCGGGGUUAAUGUACGCUUCCAGUACACAGACAAGGAGCCCACAGGAACAUGUGCUGUUGUGUGUACCGGCAAAGACAGAUCUCUUGUUGCUAACCUAGCUGCAGCCAACUGCUUCACAGAAGAGCAUCUUGAUAAAGUAGAAAAUAUGGCAUUUGUGGAGAAAGCCAAGUUCUUCUACUGUGCGGGCUUCCCGCUGACUGCGUGUCCCAAGGCCAUGAUGCAGAUUGCUCGACAUUCCCUGGAAAAGCAGAAGACCUUCUGCAUGAACCUGUCGGCGCCAUUCCUGUGCCAGUUCUUCAAGGAACCCAUGAUGCAGCUUAUGCCUUAUGUCGACUUUGUCUUCGGAAAUGAAAAUGAAGUGGAAGAAUUUGCCAAAGCAAAUGAAUUUGACACUCUGGAUCAUAAGGAAAUUGCCCUGAAAAUAGCCAGUCUACCAAAAGAGAGCAGUCGGCCCCGGACUGUCAUCAUCACAGAGGGAGAACUACCUGCUAUAGUCGCCCAGAAUGGAACAAUUAGUGAGUUUAAAGCCACCAUUGUGCCUGCUGAUAAAAUAGUCGACACAAACGGUGCUGGAGAUGCAUUCGUUGGAGGGUUCCUGUCCCAGCUGGUGCAGGGGAAGUCGGUGGAAGACUGUAUGCGGUGUGCACACUGGGCGGGCCAGUUCAUUAUACAGCAGUCCGGGUGCACGUUCCCCAAGACCCCCUCCUACAAGUGAAGCCCCCCGAGCCCGCCAUCAUCAUUGUACAUUAUUACACAACAUGGAGACUCCAUAUCCAGGCUUCACCUCGCUACUUUGUACCGCAGCCUGAUGGCUGUCUGAGGGUGUUGAUGGGUUAUACUGACUACAGCAACUAAGAUGCUGUAUAAGCAUAACACUGAUCUGAGUACUGUAAAACGUAACAUAAAACCACGAUGAAAUAAUGAUUAGUGCAACAUGAAUAAUUUGUUUUAGUUGUAAAAGUCGAAACAACAAGAAUAUAGACUCAUUAUCGAUCGCAUUGUGUUAAAUUGAAAGCAGAAUAAGAAUAAAUGUUACAGACUGAAUAAGAUUGUAACCCAUUCGCACACAAGUAUUGAAGUAUAAAUAUUCCUACCUGUACUGACCGCCCCCAUCAGGACCCUCAUGUAUCUCCAUGACGUCUGCUGGAACAUAGCACAGCAGGCACACAAUUUGUGUAUUGGGAGAUGGUGUUUCGAUAACGCACAUAUCGUAUAGACUGUUCCACGUAAAUACAAACCCGUGGAUAACCAAACCUGAAGUAUGUGUUUGACUAGGUUGAGACGUUCCUUGCAUGUUUGAUUCAAGUCAUUCAAACUCAUUUCAUGUCUAUGCAAUCUCAUAUGCAUAUUUAAUAAUCUAGCGGUAAAUUAUUACCCAAAUAGCAAGGACUGGUAGGAUACAGAAAGUUAUAUGAUAUGUACCAUAAUAGUUAGGUGAGGAUACGAGGCGUAUCGUGAUACAGACAUAAUUAAUAAAUUGGAUGAUUCUGAUCCAAAGUCCACGUUUUUGGUGAAAAUAUGAAAUAUGAUACCAAACAGAAAAUGCUGUGAUGCAUUAUAAUUUAGUCUCCAAUGUAAUAUUUGUUGUUGAUAUGUGACCAGGAUAUGAUUGUCAACAUUUGACGUAUGGGUGAACUGUACACCCAACCUAUUGCACGAACAUUAUUGAAUCACAGACCUAUACAUGGGCGGAUACAGCUUUUUUGAAAAGGGGGGGUGCACAAUUAAGAUCUAUUUAUUGUCUUUGGUGGUAAUUUAUCCGCCCAUGCUAUAGACCUUGACAGACAUUGGACACCAGGCUAUGAAGCAGAGACCCUAUUUAACUUUCGUCAAAUGUUUAAGUUGUUUAAAACAUAUCAGAUGAUGUGAAAACAGAAUAUGUAUCAGUUGUUUUUCAGCCAUCUACUGGGUUUGUGAAAUUGAAAUGAAAAAAUACAUGUCGUAUAGUUGCGUUAUGUAUGUAUUUAUGCAUCAUUGCAUAUUUUACAUCCUAUGACCGAAAGUUGAGAUCUGUAAGAUACUGGCUGCGUAAUCUGUCAAGGUUUAGACCCGCUAAAGACCCGGGUUGUAUUCCUGACAUGGUUAUAAUGUGUGAAGCCCAUUUCUGGUGUGCCCCGCUGCGAUAUUGCUGGAAUAUUGCUAAAAGCGGCGUAAAACCAUACUCACUCACUCACUCACUCACAUCUGCAUUUCUUCUAUUUCAUUAUGUAUUUAGAAUUUCAUGCUGUAAAAACUGUAUUUUAGUCCAGAUACUACUGAGUUGUAUUGACAUUGAUAUAUGUAAUGAAAUCAUGAACUGAUACAAGCUUUGUUAUUGAAUACAAGAGCAUUCCUUUCACAAAUGUUUGAUUGAAAUGCCUUCCUCCUUAUUGAGUUCA